This is a messenger RNA of Gopherus evgoodei (Goodes thornscrub tortoise), 2980 nucleotides long. It is a transcript of the gene LPAR4, whose product is annotated as lysophosphatidic acid receptor 4. Gene Ontology annotation, molecular function: lysophosphatidic acid receptor activity. Gene Ontology annotation, cellular component: membrane. The record is from RefSeq and is a predicted model, not a curated record. NCBI's taxonomy places the organism in Eukaryota, Metazoa, Chordata, Testudines, Testudinidae. Bases 651 to 1700 code for a protein of 349 amino acids. The transcript has 3 exons. Gene Ontology annotation, biological process: positive regulation of Rho protein signal transduction; phospholipase C-activating G protein-coupled receptor signaling pathway.
CAGCCCAAUGCCUGGUGACUAAAAGCACAGAGGACGGGGCGGGAUCACAGCUGCUAAUAAUACCUUCUUAUCCAAUGAAAAACAUUUCCUAUUGAGACCCCCAAGAGUUCCCCCUGCCCACUGAUCCUGCAUAGACAUUGGGCCUUUUCUUGCGUCCUGUUUCCUAAGGCGUGAUGGCUGCAACAUUCAGCAGUUUUUCUCCCCUAACAAAGGAAUGGAGAUAACUGCUGGUAGCCUCACAUUUUAAAGGAUGAACGACAAUCAGUAAACAGCUAGAGCAGGCAGAUUUUACUUAUGGGAUUAAACAAACCUGCAUUUAAAAAAAAUGGAUAAGUCUGUGGACUGCCAGAGAGGAAUCCUGAGAUCUGCUAACUAGGUAGCUGACUGGAGGCAUGAUAUCUCUAGUCUGUAUCUCUUGGAUUUUAGGGGGAGAUUUAUUUCAAGAUGUUGCCAACUCUGACUGAAGCUGUUCUGGGAGAUUCUUCCCCCCGCCCCCCAACAUGAGGAUGACAGGACAUCACAAAUAUGAGGCGCCAGAGCUUCAAGCCACAACAUUAGAAUUCUUAAGGAAGAGUGCUCUCACUGACUUAUUUUAUGGAUGCCACUGAAUUCAGCUUUGAAGGGCUCCAAAAACACAUCACAGACCUGGAAUGGGAAACCACAGCAAUAAUCAUACCUGUUUGACAGAUGAUUCCUUUAAAUACAACCUGUAUGGGGCCGUAUACAGCGUGGUAUUCAUCCUUGGCUUGAUCACAAACUGUGCCUCUUUGUUUGUUUUCUGCUGUCGAAUGAAAAUGCGAAGCGAGACAACUAUUUUCAUGACAAACCUUGCCGUCUCUGACUUGCUCUUUGUAUUCACUUUGCCUUUUAAAAUAUUUUAUAAUUUCAACAGGCACUGGCCUUUUGGGGACACUCUGUGCAAGAUUUCAGGGACUGCAUUUCUCACCAACAUAUAUGGCAGUAUGCUGUUCCUCACCUGUAUUAGUGUCAACCGUUUUCUGGCUAUUGUCUACCCAUUCAGAUCUCGUACCAUUCGGACGAGGAGAAAUUCAGCCAUUGUGUGUGCAGGAGUCUGGAUACUAGUCCUCAGUGGAGGAAUUUUAGCCUCAUUGUUCUCCACAACCAACGUCUCCAACACUAGCACAACCUGCUUUGAGGGUUUUUCCAAAAUUGUUUGGAAGACCUAUUUGUCUAAGAUCACUAUAUUUAUUGAAGUGGUAGGAUUCAUAAUUCCUUUGCUAAUCAACCUCACGUGCUCUUCACUGGUUCUGAGGACUCUCCGGAAACCUGCUACAUUAUCUCAGAUUGGGACAAACAAAAUGAAAGUACUAAAGAUGAUUAUUGUGCAUGUGGCCAUUUUUGUAGUAUGCUUUGUGCCCUACAAUUCCAUACUUUUCUUAUAUGCUCUUGUGCGCUCUCAAGCCAUAGCAAACUGCUCUUUGGAGAGAUUUGCUAGGACAAUGUACCCAAUCACAUUAUGCAUUGCAACAAUGAAUUGCUGCUUUGACCCCUUCAUUUACUACUUCACAUCAGAAUCUUUUCAAAAGUCUUUCAAUAUACACCCCCAAAUACAAAUGGACUCCAUUUCCAAGACUGAAACACCUCUAACAAUGAAGACCGCACUGCCUGCAAUACAGGAGGAAGUGAAUGACCAGGCUAUUACAAAUGGAGGUGAUCCAAUUGCUGAAUCACAUUUCUAAUGGCUUGUCUACAUACAGAGUUAUUCCUCAUUAAUUAUCCCUGAUUCACUCCCAGAGAUGAAAGUAGGCUGGUACGGGCCAGUAUGGUGUACCAGUAAGAAGCCAGUACCAGCCCAUAUGUAGCCGACCUUAAAGUGCUGCCAUGGCAGUGCUUUAAUGUCUCUGCCACUUUUGCCCCCCGUCAGCAGCCCUGCUAGAAGGAUCCUAUUGGCAGGGCAGGCAAAAGAGGCAGCUGGCCUGGGGCCGGUGAUUUAAAAAAGGUGAUUUAAAAGGGCAUCAGUGGCCAGAGCCCCGAGCCCUUUUAAAUCGCCGCUGGAGCCCCAGGUGGCACGGGCCAGGCAGCAAAGAUGGGCUGGCUGGGGGACGCUGACCUCCAGCCCAGCUCCUUCCACGGGCCCAGAGCCAGGCCCCCAUACUGGUAAGUGUUUAAUAUUACUUUCACCCUUGUUCACUCCACAUAUGGAUAGUCUUAUUCCAGAAUAAGAAUGCCUUGUUCCUAUUUAGCUUAACUCACCUGAACUUAGCUUUCAAAGUGUCCACACAUGGAGUUAAUCAGAGAUUUCUCCAUGUGCAGAUAAGCCUGUCAGAUAACAGAUUUCUCAAUUUUGAGAACUCAAGAUAUGUAAGUCCAGGUAGAUCGUUCUCUGGAGAUUAUUUAUGGAGAAAACGGAGCGGAUUUUUGCAUUGAACGAUGCCAACAUUUGGUAUGUUUUCCUAGGAUUAAACAUGGGACCAAUCGGGAAAUAUAAAAACUUUAUCUUACUUUGGAAAUCAGUCAAUUUUUUCCUUCCUUCUGAAAAUACAGGAUAUGUUAAGUCAAUUUCACACAUGUGUAUGUUUUCUUUCAAACAUAUAAUAAAAACUUUCAGCUUUACUAUGAGUGUAUAUUCUGGGUUUACUAGCUACGGGGUUCUUUUUAAAUGAGAGUAGGUAUGGAUUGGUGUGGAGUUUAAUUAGUUCUCUUACAGAAUGCAGAAAAUGGUGGUUUGUUGUACUAAUAAUAGGAAAGAACAAAUUAAAGGACUUUGAUAUACAAAGUCACCUGCAAACUGCUGUAUUCUUUUGAGCUGCAUGAUUAAGUUAGCUUUCAAUUGAUUUUAGCACUGUAUUAAACACCAACUGUAGAUAAAAGAAAAAGCAUAUUACAGCAUUGUUAAGACUGGUGUUUCUACAGCCCAUGAUGUUACUGCAAAGUACAAGACCAGUCCUUACCCAACACAGUCAGCUCAAAGAAAGGAUCUGAUCCCACAAAGUUCUUGCUCCAGCAACUCUCAAUAGCA